AUGGAUUCCUUGGAUGCGGCCGCCUGGUUGGAGCACAGCCUUGUGCUGUGCGACAAGUCCUACCUACCGCACGAGUACACUCCAAAGGAACUGGGCGUCAUUACCUUCUUGGCCCCAGAAGACGUUCCAGUUCAAAAUCAGGGCAAGUACUGCGGCAACUUGCUGGGUCUUGCCGCAUUUAGCAGCACGCUAUGUGGAGCCGACCUUCAAGCUGUCCGCUUUACCAAUGCCAAUGUCGUUGUUUAUUCCCAUUCGAGCUUUCUUCUCGCGCUCUCGGGCCACUGGAGCAUGGACACGAGCGCGCUUGCUUCACAGUUGCGCCAAAUUGUCGAUGGCAUCCAGUUUUACCACAAUGGCUUUGAAUUCAUUAAAGCGCCUCUGCCAAUCGCAAUUGGUGCCUCAGCUUUGCGCUUCACCGCUCAGCCACAACCCCGGCCCUAUUUGUUCCAUGCUUUGGCGUGUAGUCGCAUCGUCUGCUCGCAGCUGCCUGAUGCCAUCUUAGACCACAUUAUGCUCUUCCUGCGUCCUCAGUUUACCACAUCGUUUGGCGAGCUGGAGCGACGCCAAUUGGCCAAGCGGGCGACCCACAUUCGCGAAGCCAUGCUGGCCAGUGGCGGCCCUGUCCCCUUUAUUAGAUGCUACGUUGACUUUGCGACCAACUGCCGCUCAGAGCUCUGCUUCAUCGGCAGCGAGUUUGUGCAACUUCUCGUGACCAUCGGGCAAGCACGUGAUGAGGUCGAGGCUACCCGCCUAGGCGAACGCAUGCUGGCGGCUGGUCUGAUAACCAAUAUUUGCCACCGCUACGGCUUUCUCAACAGCAAUAAUCGAUACUAUCGUUUCCAAGAGGACGAGAAGCGUCUGCAAGAGAGCCGGCGUCCCAACAGCGGGGCCGAUCUUGACACGCCUGACAAAACGACUCGGACAUUGUCUCGCAAGAGUCUACCGGCCAUUCCAGCGCUCACACCUACCCCAGUCAACAGCCUAAACGCUUCGUUCUUGGACUCACCCUCUACGCCCACGGCGCAAAGCACGAGUAUUCGCCCGUCCAGCCGCCAUUCAACCCGCACCUACUCGCCCAAAUCCGCCGGCCGUCGUCACAACCUCUCGUCAUCGAGCAGCACCUCCAGUCUUGUGCCGGCUGUCUCACCCCGCCGCUUGCAGUCCCCCCUUGUGAGCCAGAGUGGCAUGGCUGCCAAUGUUUUUGGCCCCAACCGAGCCCAGAGUCGCAACCCAUCUCUGCGGCAGAUGACACCCUCCGCCUUUGAGGCGCGCGUCAGCUUGGGCACACACCACUUGCGUCUUGCUGACGAUGCACACGUCUUGACGGUCUUCGCUCAGGAUCGACACCUUGAUUCGGUGGAGAAGGACAUGGCUGUACCCGUGGAUGCAUUUGAAAACCUCAACCUGGACGCAUCACAUGUGCAACGGUCGCAAUUUUCCAUGUAUCCCCGGCUCGAAACGGAUCUCAAUCUGGGCCUGGCGUCUUUCAGCCUGUCGCGGCCUGGUCAGGCCUCUGUGACGGCUGCGCCGCUACCAGCCAACUCGCAGGCUUCAAGCUUGAGCUACUACAGCCCUGAGCAGCCCGGCACGCCAGCAACCGCCGGCAUGGCCACCAUUACAGAAACCGACGAGGCCACCAGCACCCGAGGCAGUCAAAGCAGUCGCGUGACUGAACCCUUUUCUCCUAGCGUCUCUCGCGUGCCGUCAUUGGCGCUGGACGACCGGCUUCAGCACUAUUUUGAGCACAUCCCUGCGCGCAGCGAGGAGGCACGAUCGCAGUGUCAUCUGUACUUGCAGCGUCAUGAAGAUACCCUCGUCGCCGUUCUUGUGGACGCCAGCCACCGUGAUGCCGCGGCUGUGCUAGGUACCUUGCCGGCCAUCCUGCGCCCGCAUAUUACUCGCUGCCAAGCCUCGCUUAAGGAGGCGGUGGAGAAACGCGAAGAUAAGGAGCACAACUUCAACUACCUCACAUACAAUCCUGUCACUAACAACCUCGACGGCGAAUGUGGCGCCGACUGGCGCAAGCCGGAGCUGCGUUAUCUGCCCGAUUCGGACAUGGGAACCAACUUUGUUAAUGGCAUUGCUGCAUCGCGGGCAUGUCUUGCGGCGGAAGUGAGCGGGGACGUGAUUUUGCGCAAGGGUCCCUCCAGUCUGUUCACCUACAAGAUGUGUGACCACGAGUUUCACUACCAGGCACACUACGACCGACACCCCGAGCCUUCCAAGGAAGGCUUUGUCACCGCGCCCAGCUCAUACCCUCUGAAUACGGAGUUUUACGACAUGCCGGCUACGGCCAUCUCGCAACUGAGCGAAGCACUCAACGUGCCUCUCACUUGA
Messenger RNA from Monosiga brevicollis MX1, 2337 nucleotides. RefSeq lists its product as uncharacterized. The transcript has 17 exons. The record is from RefSeq and is a predicted model, not a curated record. NCBI's taxonomy places the organism in Eukaryota, Choanoflagellata, Craspedida, Salpingoecidae. Gene Ontology annotation, biological process: intracellular signal transduction. Bases 1 to 2337 code for a protein of 778 amino acids.